GCUGGCCGACAGCAGUGAAUAGCAAUGGACAGCAACAGCAACAACUAACAUUAGUUGGCGUUUGUCUCAGAAGCCGCCGCCUGAAUGUAUAUGUGAAGCCUGUCCCUGAUGAGGUGAAUUGCUGAAUGUCCUUCUAGAGUCGCUGAAAAUGACACCGAGAUGACUUACCAGUGGCUUGGACAUCUGUGAUUUGGCAGAAGAUGAGGCUUGCUCAGUUUGUCAGACUUGUCAUUGCUUGUAAUGAUUCCUAAUGUAUGCACAAACCACACUGACAUGGACAGCAAACUAUAGUGAAUCGUGACUGUUGCUUUUUGCACAUCACACAUUCACACUCACACUCACUCACACACACACACCAACUAUAUAAAUUAUCAUUUAGCUUGUUUUGAAUGGCUCUCAGUAAAUAAACGGUGCUGACAAUGUCACUGGGUGAGCAGUCUCAAAAGUGGUUUCCAACCCAUGUCCAAGCCACUGUUCUUCAAGCAAACGGUUUACAGCCCAAGGGCAAAAAUGGCACCAAUGAUGCCUACACCAUCAUUCAGCUGGGCAAGGAAAAGUACUCGACGUCGGUGGCGGAGAAAACGCUCAGUCCUGUCUGGAAAGAAGAAGCCUCCUUUGAAUUGCCUGGUCUACUUUUGGAGGGCAACCCAGAAGUAUAUGAACUCUGCCUUAUCGUGAUGCACCGGUCCUUGGUCGGGAUGGACAAGUUCCUGGGUCAGAGGUCCAUCAACCUUAAUGAAAUCUUUGAUAACAAGGAGCGUAAGAAAACUGACUGGUAUUCCUUGGAGUCAAAGCCGGGGAAAAAGAGGAAAGAACGAGGCCGCAUCCAAGUCAGCAUUCAGUUCAUGAGGAACAACAUGACGGCCAGCAUGUUCGACCUCUCCAUGAAGGAGAAGCCCCGCUCGCCUUUUUCCAAACUGAAGGACAAAAUGAAGGGUCGCAAACACGACAGUGGCUUUGGUGACACAUCUUCAGCCAUCCUGCCUCGCUCUGCCGUGUGUGACGCGGAGCCCAGCCGUCAGGCCUUUGCCCCAGACCUACAACCUCAGCCUGAAGCAAAGGUCAAGAGACCAUUACUCGCUGGGGCCCAUAAACUAUCUGCAGCCCAUUCCAUGUCGGACCUCAUUGGGACCCAUUUUCGACCUAAGCUGGACUCCAUGAACUCCAUAGAAGAGAGUGGUGGACCUCACAGGCGUUCCCAGAGCGAGGUGCCAGGCUAUCAGGACGGUGAGGCACACAGUGACCCUUUCACUGAUAUCAGUGACACCCUGCCACAGAAGUAUGCCACGCUCCCACGCAACCGCAACCCAUUUGAGGGGGAGCACGGGCAGCUGUGGGACCGCGCAGAGCGGAAGGAGAAAAAGGAGAAGGUCAGCCUCCUGGAACGAGUGACGGGAAAGAAGGAGGGCCGCAAGACCAGCAACGGGGGGCGAUCGGGCAGCUCUGGAGACCUGCGUUCCCCCAACCCUUUCAGUGGUGACUCACAAGCAGACACUAACCCGUUCAGCUCCAAUUACAAAGCCAGUGAUAAAAAGUCAACAGGAAAGGAAGACAUCGCCUUUGGCCAGAAGAAGAAGGACAUCUACAGCAAGAAAAAAGAGGUGACACAGGAAAGUGUGGCCGCCUAUAGUAACUUAUCCUUUGAGGAAGUUGUGCAGGAACUCAUCAAGCAGAAAGAAAUAGUGAAGAAGAAAGACGCCCACAUCAGAGAGCUGGAGGACUACAUCGAUAACCUACUCGUACGUGUCAUGGAGGAGACGCCGAGCAUCCUACGGACACCGUAUGAGCCCAAAAAGAAGGCGGGUAAACUUAGUAAAAAAUAAAAAGAAGCAAAGAGACAGAGGAUGAGAAGUUACUAAUAAAGGUUUAGGUGUAGCUCGUGUAUCAGUAUCAUAUGUUAAAAUAAGUUGGAACAAAUGGGAUUGAUCAAAGCCAAAUUUAUGAUUGAGCUAUGUCUUCGCUUUAGAACAUUUUCAUUCAGUGGAUGUAGUUUUUAUAGUUAGUUUUUUUGUUUUUUUUUGUUUAAUCUUUUGGUUAUUUUAGUACAUGUUUCACGUCUCCUGUUUUUCUGUUUUAAAAUUACCUUAUGAAUUCUUGUUGCGGUUCAUUUUUAGGUAAUUAUCAGGGUACGUGAAGUUCAGUUGAUACAAGUCAAAUCAAACUCAUUUUAUUUUAUUUUUUUUAAAGAUGAAUUAUAUUGAAUGCACUUGAGGUCUGUUGCACACACAGCUGCCACCAUCUGUCUAGAAGCUCUUAAGGUGCAAAUGCAGCGACAUUCAUGUUUACCAGAUGCUGCAGUCGCAGUUGUGUGCUGUUUGCUGAACGAUGGUCAAGUGGUUGAUAAGAUGAAGCUGUAGGUUAUUGUGUUUACACUCGAGCACAAGUCUUAAAGUCGCCACCUAACUGACCUGGACUCUGCUCUCACACCCAAUACACUGAGUUCAUUUAUAGGUGUUCUUAGAAAGACUGGAAGAGAGUUACGGUAAGAAGUAUCUGGGAGUCUGGUUUCCUUCUAGCUUACUGAAUCACAAAAAAAAGAACAAAGAUACAUUCCUUUUAUCAGUAACUGACUUUUCAUUCAUUCUUUAUUUUAUUUGUGACGACUAUCAUGUAGCUUUCUCAGACAGAGGGUCUCAUAUUCACUCGCUUGAGGUGAGCAUUUUACUAACUUUAAGUGCAAUAAUUAUGACUUAAGCAUCUUGCGUUAUGUUCUGCUGGUGAUGUUCUUGUUUACAUUUUAAUCACACUCACUUUGAGUUGGGCUUAUCACUUUAUAUUGAUUUGAUUCAUUAGAAGAGCUCGGAGUUCUUUGUUACGACCUCACCUCACUCAAUUCCUCCAAAUACAAGUUAAUGCUGAAGAUUGUACAGAUGGUACCAAGCUGCACAUGUGGAUAUUUGCUGAACAAUCUUUAUUUAUAAAUAUGUCAUAGCUCAUUUACUUAUGAAUGUUAUUUUAAUGUAUUUGUAAGGUACUUUAUGGUUGAAACGCUACAGUAUCCCCACACCACCUCCCUCACCACAUGUUUAAUAACACUGUAUAGUUAAUGCAAAUCGAAAAAAAAAACACACUUUAGUAUUCAUGUAUUAAGGACUCACUGAUACACUUUCUAUUGGCAUGAAUAUGUUUACCUUUAAUGAAAAUUCAACUUCAUUAUGUACUGUGCCUCAGUAUAUUUGUAUUUUUCUUUUUGUAUUAUCAAAGAGUUCAAAUUCAUCAUAUAAGAUAUGAGUGUGUUUUACCAGUUGACUCAGCACCAAUGAGAAUCUGUUCAUUACUGUCGGAGGCAAAUAACCAACAGCAUUCAGGUCACAAAUAACUGUUUUACUGCCUUGUCUUCAUUUCACAGUUUUAUGUCAUCUCAUAUGUCGCCUCAAUCUGUGAAGCUUAUGUCAUAACAACAUAUGUUGUUUCCAUGUCAAACGGCGCUCCUCAGUUCUGUUAAUUUCUCACUUUCUACCAAACAAAUGCUGAGGUGAGCUGUUGGGCGGCUGUCGGAUCGGAUCGCACUGCUGGUACUGAAAUUAAUUGAAUGACUACUUCUUCGGUUAUAGCCUCAGAGAGAGGCCAUUCCCUAUUCCUGUGCUUGUAGUAGAUGCUCAAUAAUAGUAUAAUCACUCACUGAUGUUUAGGUUUACAUGUUUAAUUGUUUAUUCCUAUUUAAUGGAAAGCAGCUUCAUGUACAGUGUAAAAUAUGCUUUGUAUUAUCACAGUAACUGUCCUUUUACUCAAAGUUGCAAACCAUUUUUAAUGAUAUAUCUCUAUUAGGUGAUGAUCCACCUUGUCCUGUUGCUGGUAUUAAUUCUGGUAUUUAUAUCUGUUUUGUAAUUUCUUUCUAAUCCCAAGUCUUCAGAAUAUCUGACCUUUACACUGUAUGAUACCAAAUCACAGGUGAGACAAAGUGCUACAUUGAAUGUCGACAGUCAAAAACACUUACGUUUUCGUUUUUUCAUGAAUGUUGCACCAUUCAGAAACACAUUUGUCUUUGUUUUCUGCUGCUGUAGUUAUUCUAUCUGAAGGUAUGUCAUCUCUUUUGGACUUGAAACCUUAAAAAAAAAAAAAUCUCUUGUUACUGAAUGUACUCUGGUUAAAUGUAUAAUGACAUACAGUACACUAAGAAGGCCAAUGAACCUCGCUUGCCUUUAAAGUAUUUGGUGUAUCCAAAGAGAUCAUUUCAUGGGUGUUUUUUUUUUUUUUCCUUCCUCUCUUCUUUGUGUUUAGUCGGACAAAACUCAGACAACGUUAUUAUGGACAAGAAGUGACUGUUGGUACAUAAGAUUUUGUGCGAUGAUGUGACACAGAUGUUGGCAAAUUCCUUUGUAUUGGAAAAGAUGAUCUGAUCUGCACAUAUUUUGUAAAGCCAAAAAAUGUUUGAAUCAGUUUGUAAAAUCACGAGUAUUAUGAGACUAAUUAAGAAGAUAUGUGGAUAAGAGUCUGUUUUCCAUUGUGGAAAAACUUCUCACUGAAUGCCUUUCUACAUGUGUUGAAGUGUAAACUCAUGUCUGCUCAUGUCACAGGCUUCACCAACCGAUUCAACUAGUACUGUAUUAGUAGUUAGCCAGUUGUCCAUGGACCUUGCCAAGCUCUUCAUACUUUAAAGGUGCAUUGUGCAUAUAGUCACUUUGUAAUAUCACUUCACCUUCCUUGACUUUUUGCACAUUUUGUCAUGCUGUCAAAGUUUGGAAAUGUGCUUCCUGAGGAUUUAUCCCGUCUGAGGUUCAGUCAAAGUAGGAGUUCAUGUAAACAAAAUUUCAAAACAAAAAGUUUUUUUUUUUUUUUGAUUUAUGAUACUCAGCCUUUUUAAUGGUUUCUCUUUUCUUGCAAAGCAAAGCAUGUAUUUCUGGCAGUGACAUUUUAGUUCAGGCCAUGUUGUGUAAUACUAGCACUGAGUAUGGAACAGGUGAUUUACACCCAUGUCUACAAUGUGCCCUCAAGCCCAGCUGCUUUGCUUGAAUGAUGAAAUUACAAAAGAUAAGGUCUGAGAACAUUUAUUGUUGAAUACAUUUGGACCCUGAGGUUAUUUAGUUCAAAUGAAAAAUGAGGGGUGAGUACUUCAAAUUAAUUAAUUUUGCCUGUCAUGUUUUCUUUUAGCUUGAUUGCUACGUUUGCUUUAUGCUUUAAUAUAAUUCGGUGCUUUGGUAAAUGUCAGACUGAAACACAAAUCUAAAUGAAAAGCAUUUUCAAAUCAUUUUUUUCAGCACAACGAUAUAAAGGGGUACAUUGCAAAAAAAAAAAGAGCCUGCAUCAUUAUUGUACUUCUUCCUUGCCUCUUUGCAUAAUAUUUGUCAUCCAAUUAAUGCCUAUGUUUGAAUAUGCAAAGCACUCAAACUGCUUAGAGGCAAAUGUUUCCUAUAAAACUUGGCGAUGGCCUGGGUCAUUAUUUAAGUUUAUAAGGACAAUGUUGCACAUGCAUUAAAGUAAAUGUUGUAGGUGAAUGUCCGCCCCAUCCAAAAGACAGUGCAAGUCUAUGGUGUUUUUUCCUCCCAUGUUGACGAAGCAUGCAUUGAACCUUUUGACGAAGAUGACAUAAAGCUCAAGUCGGAUCUCACAAUCCUCCUCUGGCAGUCUUUUAAGUCUUCUACUGAUACUAUGAUGCUGCUUGCCAUAGGCCACAUACAGCUGCCAGACACUAAGACUUAAGCCCCGGCUAAAUCCCCUGACGGUGCUUGUAAUGUGGCACACAGUUAUGAAGGAAAUGAUGACUGUGUUUAUAAAAGAUCUUGCCAGUUAGCAAAGCUUCAUUGAGUUUACAGAAUUGUAUGGAGGCUGGUGCACAGAGGCCAACACAAUUAGACAUAAUGUGAGCUGAGGUUAGUGCCCCAACAUGGUGAAGACCUAAAAUGACAUUUUGAUACUUACUUCUUCUGAAGGUCGUCGCCAUGUUCUGAGUCUCUCGGCUCAUUCAGGCACAUGCCUUGUGAUGUGUUUGGACUAUUGUCUUUCUGCAUGUCAAUCAAAUUUUUUGAUCAUGUAACACUUCUUAUAAUUACCAAAUUAUAUGGCAUCUUCCUGAUCUAUAAACCAUUAAUUCCACUGAAGUGGGUUCAUUUUCAUCAACUCUCAUCACACAAACCUAUUGUAAUGUAUUUAACUCAGAACUGUACUGUGUGUAAGUUGGUUAAGAAAUGUACUUUCAUACCUGGAUGUUUGGGGACAAGAAUGUAUGGCUUUUAUAUUAUUGUAGUUCUGGAAACACACUGGGGUCUAGAUGAUGUAUGUAUUGAACAGUAUAAUGCUGUUAAUGGUGAUUGUAUGUGCCAACAAACGCACUGAGUCAUAAGAAUUUGGUGAUGCAUUUCUUCAUAUUCACCCAUUCUCAAUGUCCUACAGUUUGCAACAAUGACUUUUAGAUAUUGUCAUCACUAUCAUUAUAAUCAAAUUCCAAUGUUUCACUGGAUGUACUUUGAAAGGCGUGUAUUGUCCUUCUCAAUACACUCACUGUAAAUGAAAA
This is a messenger RNA of Seriola aureovittata, 6451 nucleotides long. RefSeq names its product rab11 family-interacting protein 2. Gene Ontology annotation, molecular function: small GTPase binding. The transcript is spliced from 6 exons. The coding region runs from base 420 to 1823 and encodes 467 amino acids. NCBI's taxonomy places the organism in Eukaryota, Metazoa, Chordata, Actinopteri, Carangiformes, Carangidae. The record is from RefSeq and is a predicted model, not a curated record. Gene Ontology annotation, biological process: regulated exocytosis. Gene Ontology annotation, cellular component: endosome; phagocytic cup.